AAAUAGUUUUUAAGAUAAACCGGUAGGGCAUGUAAAGUUUUUGUUAAAUCAUCUUCUUUUUUUGACAAUGUUUACAUUAUGGUCAGUAAUAAUGCUAGUAAACACUGUUGGUGGCGUAAUCGAAAUAGCUGAUUUCUAUCCGUACGGGAGUGCAACAGAUGAUCAAAUGUUAGCACGCUUAGAUGAUGCAUCGACUAUGAUAAGCAUAUCAUUCGAGUAUCCAUUCUUUGGUUCUUUUUACCAGGAAGUGUAUUUAAGUACAAACGGCAUAAUAACUUUUGGAGCUCCUAAUAGAGAGUAUGUACCAAGACCGUUCCCGUCGCCUAUAAUUCAAAGUGUGGCAACAUAUUGGACUGACAGUGAUCCUUCAAAAGGAGGAAAUAUUUUCUAUAAAGAAACAACAAAUAAAACUAUUCUCCAAAAAAUUUCUGAAGAAAUAAAGUAUCGUCUUGUCAGUUAUAGUCAAUUUAAUGCUGAGUGGGCGCUAAUUGUCACUUUUGAGCGAGUAAAGCCAUAUGCUUGCGGAUGUAAUUCCUCAUGUUCUAGUUAUGUAACAUACCAAACAAUUUUAACUAGCGAUGGAGUUAACUCAUUUGCAAUUUUCAACUUUAAUCAGCUUGGCUAUUUUACCGGAGCAGGUGGAUGCUCAGGUUUUGCUCAAGUGGGAUUCAAUGCAGGCGAUGGAAAAAGAUUUUUUAUCAUGCCGAAUUCCAACACCGCUGGAAUAUCAGAAUUUGCGCUUUUUCAAAGCAACGUCGGAGUGCCUGGAAAAUGGAUAUUUUCAACUGAUAGUAAUAACAUUAUUGAACAGUGUAACACAAAAGGUCAGCUAGAAAUAUUUCCAAGGAAAGUACUUUAUUUUGGGGCUUGCGAAAUAAGGAUAUCGGGUGUUUGUUACAAGGAAAAUAACUUGAACGUUUCAGUUUUGAUUGAUGACGUUUCAGUUCAAUGCUUCUUUGGACAAUGGCAAAAUUUGCACUGUAGAAUCCCAUUUCUCAAAAGACUGGGAAAAAUUGAUAUCUUUUUAAAAUACAAUUCAAUAAAGUAUAAGAGCUUUAUAGUAUCCGUAGAAAGAGAUGACAGAAUGGUAGUUGAAAACAUAAUCAAGAUUCAAUCUGAAUCAAACGUAGACGGAAAUUUUUCAUUAGAGUGGGAUCCCGCAAAUGAUGAUCAGCAAAGUAUUGAGUUUUCAGGGUAUCAGAUUGAUCAUUAUAUCAAUAAUCAGGGAAGUAUUGUUUUAGAAAAUAUAACUGCUAUACAAUAUGGUAAUUUUCCCAACAAUGGAAAAGUCGUUUUGCAACCCACUGUAAGACCAAGUUUUCAAACAAAUGAUCAAAUCCAAAUAAUUAGAAGUAUUUUAUUAGCAGGUUACUUUACUCCUACGUCUGUUGUUGUAGCCAUGGUUAUAAAAACAACGAAUUCAACAGCUAAAUUACAUUGCACUAAUUGGUAUAAUAGUCAAUCAUCAACUUCAGAAAUAAGAAGAAUUGUUGAAGAUUUAAAUAUAAGAAAACCUUGUUUGCCGGCAAUCCCUCCAAACAUUCCAAAUAAAAUAGACAAUUACGUUAUAGAUGAAUUUUGUAAUCCAAAAAAUGUAAAAAAUAAGGUUAUGUGCGAAUUGUUUCAUAAUGGAGCAAAGGCGUGUUAUAGAAGCACAAAAAAUGAAGGAGAUCCAGUUGUCGAAUGCUGCUACACAAAUGAUUACAAAUUAUUAUUAGGAAAACCUGCUGGUGGAACUCUUGGUUUUGGUGAUUUAGAAAUAAAUACAAUAGGUCAUUUCAAAAAAGAUCUACUGCCUUUUUUUACUUGUUGCAAAAUAGGAGUUAACCAGUGUGAUAAAUAUUAUGAAAAACGACCUAGUAUAAAUCCUCGACCCAUAAGACCGGUAAUACCCAGAAACGCAAAUGGAGAUCCUCAUUUUACAACAAUGGACGGAACUUCUUAUAGUUUUAACCCAAUUGGCGAAUUCGUUUACCUGACAACUCAAAAUGAAUCUGAUAUUAUUCAGUCACGAAUUUCUCAAUAUAUUGAUAAUACAGGCAUUAAAAAAAAUGCUAGCAUUUUUUCUGGAUUUGCAAUUAAAGGAAACGAUUCCGAUAUUAUUCAAAUAGAAUUAAAUAACAAGCAGACAUUUGUGUUCAUUGUUAACGGACAGUCAUUGAAUUUGGAUUUUGGAUUUUGGAAUUUUAAUGGAAUUAGUUUAAGUUACGAAAACAAUGCAACUGUUGUAGUUCAAACCAAUUCAGGUAUUACGCUUGAAAUAAUUUCUCUUGAUAAAGCGCUUCAUACCAUUUUAACUUUAUCAGACACGUUCAAAAAUCGAAUUAGUGGUUUAAUAGGAGACUGGGACGACAACUCAAGCAACGAUCUUAAGUUACCAAACGGAUCAUUUAUUUCAAGAAACUCAUCAAAUUAUAAUAUACACUUCAAUUUUGGAAUGCUUUGGUCAACUUCAAAUAAAACAUCUUUGUUUACAUAUCCUAACGGUCUGUCAUGGUUAGAUUAUCAAGAUCAACGCUUUGUUCCUGAUUUUUCAACUCCAAUCGAUUACCCACAAUGCAAUGGAAGCAAAGCCUGUAAUUAUGAUAUACAAGUUACCGGUAAUAUAGAAUUUGGAAUGAGUAACUUAGUUAUACUUAAGAGAACGUUUGAUUUAAAACAAACCUACCAAAACAUAGUUCAAAUAUGCCCUACUAAUAUUAGCGUACUAAAUGGCAACGUCGAAGUAAAACUAAACGGAAGUUCAGUGCAAUACUCUCUAAUCUGUAAAGAUGGGUUUAAUGUCACUGGCAAUAAAAAUUCAACCUGCGUGUCGGGUAUAUACACUCCGAUUGGUUUUUGUGACUUGUACUCUAACUUUAGCAAAAGACUUAUUUUUACUUCAAGUCUUUUGAUUGGAUCUUUGAUUGGGUGUUUGAUAUGCAAUUAUUUGUUUCUAAUAUAAUUUUUUUUUUUAUGUUGCCAUUCAAUAAACAUAAUUUUUGUGUAAUGAACUUUUAUUUUUAAAAAACCUUAAUUUUUGCUGAAAAAAAAGUUGAUAAAAAAUACUUUUCGUUCUCUUAAAAAAACUCUUAUGCUCUUUUGCGAAGUUAUUUUGGCCUCGACUUUUUGAAAAGUUUGAGUUAUUGAUUUUGUUAUGAACUGCGGAACACAGAUUUUUUUACUGUAUUGAAAUUAAAGUUUUAAAUAAUUUUUUAGUAGAGAAAUUUUGUCAUCUAAAUAUUUUUAUAGAACCUCCUCAUGUAUUUAUUGUAUAAACCGUUUUUUUUAAAAACUCUAAAAGGUGCAAGUAGAA
Messenger RNA from Hydra vulgaris (swiftwater hydra), 3295 nucleotides. RefSeq names its product protein mesh. Gene Ontology annotation, biological process: cell-matrix adhesion. The record is from RefSeq and is a predicted model, not a curated record. NCBI's taxonomy places the organism in Eukaryota, Metazoa, Cnidaria, Hydrozoa, Anthoathecata, Hydridae.